This is a messenger RNA of Leishmania mexicana MHOM/GT/2001/U1103, 2865 nucleotides long. RefSeq lists its product as hypothetical. Lineage: Eukaryota; Euglenozoa; Kinetoplastea; Trypanosomatida; Trypanosomatidae. The transcript has a single exon. Gene Ontology annotation, cellular component: cytoplasm. The record is from RefSeq and is a predicted model, not a curated record. Bases 1 to 2865 code for a protein of 954 amino acids.
AUGCACGCGCUGAACGCGUCCUCCCCAGCCUUCAUUCCGUAUCAGUACUUGGAGCAGCAACAGUGCGGUAAUGCUGGCGACAACGCCUCCGCCGCUGCUACGCAGAGCGUUUUCUCAUUCACGGCCACGUCCUCGCUGAUGUACAUGGGCAGCACAGGCGGCGGCAGCUCCGUCUCCUCCCCGCUCGCCUUCGCGGUGUCGUCGAAUGCGGGCCAUCCCACUGCCAUGCUGUCGCCUUUCUCCCCUUCCUUGGCUGCAAAGCAGGACUCGCUGCUCAGUAGCGCCGCCCUUGCCUCCGUCGCGUCAACCGCCGCGAGUGGCUCUGCACUUUCUACACAGCCGUCCGAUCAACUGCGCGGCGCGUACGCGCGGGCAGCCGCCGCAGCCGCCGCUUCGUCCGCGCCGCACCUUCAGCACACCGAUCCAUACGCCUCGGUCGCCGCCGCGCCGAACUCUGCCGUCCCCGCGGGGACGGCAGCUGCUCCGCCACCCACUCAGUUGGAGCCGCAGCAGCGCUGUGCCACGCGCAAGACUCCGGUCGCGGCGUCGUCAACCGCCAAAGCCGUGUACGGACCGUCGGUUCCAGUGUUCCACUCGCAGUUCAUCGACAUUGCCACAGGCAACACCUCCAUGACUCCUCUCGCCCUUUUACAGGAGCAAGCCGACGGCGACGACGUUGACCGCGUCAGCGAGGCUUGCGACGACCACCACGCAGGGGCCGAAACAGCACCAGAGCCGACGACCAUUGGCGCUGCCGCUGCAGUGCCGUGGUCCCCACCGACGCUGGCACAGGACAGGAAGGAGGGAGAGACGCAGAAGGUGCGCCAGGCGUCCAACUCGGCCAGCCAGCAGCCCUCGCAGCGCCGUAUCUCGGCAGCCACCGCGGCUGUCCUGGCAAGCCAAGACGCACGGCUCGCGGAGCGCUCUCAGCGCUACGCCGAGGCUGAGCAGCUGCUCUACGAGCCGGUCUCUGCAACUACCCGCGCCGCCCUGAGCGCGAAUGGGGCAUCUUCUCAGCGCCCCAGCAGCAAGAACGCGAACGACGCCGCCACUGCCAAGCCGGCCGCGAAGGCCCAGCGACACACGUCUGCGUUCACGACGGCCACGGCGAGCGAGACGGAGACGACCACACAUGAGACCCCCAAACGCCGCUCACCCAUGAUAUCCACGGCAACCGUCGGUACCAGCAACGGUAACAAGGCGCGAACGUCCGUCACGCCCAGCAUCGACGGCGGUGCAUCCACAAUGAAGCGCUUACACACCUGCCUGGGGUGCACCGAUGAGCGCACAGAAGGGGACCGGACGGGGUCGGUUAUGGGACUAACCGGCUCCACGCGCCGCGGCCUGCCUGCUUGCGGCGAUGACAGGGAUGACGAGGGGCGACGCAGCGACACCGUGACCCCAACGACGACGCCGGCCAAGGUGCUGGCGGCUGAGAGCUCUCCGUUCGUGGCGGCUGCCGCUGCCUCUGGCGACGCAUCCACCGGCCGCGCGCACUGCCGCUCCGUGUCGCGGGAGGACAGCUCUGUUGCUCACUCUGAGUCCGGCUUGGGCGAGUCGACGCGGCACACCCGCGUAGUCCAGCAGCAGCACAGCAGCGGUAGCAGCAGCAGCAACGCCCACCUUCAGCGCGCCAUGAUGCAGCUCAUUGCACAAAUCCAGACGAACACCACCACCAAAGGACACGCCUCCUCGUCCGCCGCUGCUGCCACUGCCAUCACGCCGAACAAGUCUAGCAUCCAAAACGCCGCACUUGGUGAGACGGGUGCUACAGCUGCCACCCCCGCCGCCUUCAAGACACCUGAGGUCGAGCGGGUCCCGUCGGCCCGUCCUAGCGCGUCCAAGAACGCUGCGAUCCGCAACAUCACCACCAUCAUCCACACACCGAACACGCCCGGCGCACAUCACGGCCACUCUUCUGCGGUCACGAAGACGACGAUCACGUCGGAGACGUCGCGGCAUCACCACAGUGCUGCGGAGACUUCGGUGCCGGCAAAGGACUCGCGUGGCGCGGCGCCGAAGGGCGCGCAGCGGUCGCUUGCAAGCUGCCUUGAGGCCAUUUCACCUCAGCGUGGAGAGAGUGCGCGCAACAGCAGCAACGCAGCGGGGGCGGAGCUGGCGACCGCCACGUCACAGGGACCGCUGCCGUCGUCGUCCUCGGCGUCCUUCAUGUCAUCCGGGACUGCAGGGGCGAUGCCGGUUCCGCGCUCGCAGCGACGUGGCACAAAGCAGGGGUCCUCCGGCGCCACUUCCGCAGCCUCUGCAGGUGCCGCUGAGUCUCGCUCGCUGACAGCGCGGGCGACCAACUAUGCGGUUGUGAUCGAGGGCCACAUGCAGCGCCGUGUCACGGCUGUCUCGUCCGCGGUACUGAAGCGAGGAGUCUGCGUUCUGUUCGAGGAGGACCGCGGAAUCGACAUGGGCCGCGUCGUGCAGUGCGACGUGCUGGACGGUGAUGGGGCUGCCGGCACGCUGGCCACAAUGGCCUCGGCGACAUCGCCGCUCAGCCGCAAGGACCGCCCCGCACCUGUGCUACGACCAGCCACGGCGGAGGAGGAGUACCGCUGGCUGUACGCUGACGUCAAGGAGGCGGAGGCGACGUUGGAGCCGUGCCGCGAGGCGGCCGCGCGUCUUGGGCUGCCGGUGAAGGUGGUGGCGGCCGUGUAUCAGUUCAACAAGGCCAAGCUCACCUUCUAUUACGAGAGCCCCACGCGCGUCGACUUCCGUCCUCUGCUGCCCUCGCUUUUCUCCCGCUUCCACUGCCGCAUUUGGAUGGCUCGCCUGGAGACACCCGAGAUGACCGCGGCGGCGUCUGGUGGUGUCGAGGAUGGUGCCCCCAGUCACUUGCAGACAGAGAAGAGCGCUUGA